AUGUCAGCUCGAACAGACCUGCGGUCCUCUUCCCCAGUGACCACUCCCCAGCUAUCUGAUACCCAGUGCUUUUCACGCCAGUCAAACCUGUCGCCUUCGCUGGCAGAGGAGCUGGGGUUCGUGGUGCAGCAGCCAAAGGACGAUUACAGAUGGAGGAAUCUUAGGAUCGAUGUGCCUGACUCUUCGCCUCUGGACAAACCUCUGUCUUUGAAGAGCCCAGCGUCAGUGUAUUCUGCUUCACAAUUGGCCGCUCCUAUUGAUAUUUCACCCCUGAAUUCGUUUGAUAUGGGUAGCAUCACGCAACUACCGACUCCUGUUUUGAAUUCUGGCCUGUUCGCUCAGUCCAAGAUCACUUUACUUAAACGGUCUCAGGUGCACAGCUCAUCAUCUGGACCUUCCCAUAGAGCUGUCUCAGAAUUCCAACCGGGUUCAAUUAUCAAGCGUGGUGAGACCCCAAACCCUAUCUCGAUCAACAAUCGUCAUGUCUCUAACCCUUCACUGCUUGAUGAAGAGGCAUCCGCGAUUCCUCUGCCUCCGCUGGAAGUCGAUCAUGGUCAGCUCAUUGGCCGAAUUAUAGAUGCCCCUCGCCUCCACAAACUGUAUGUUUUUGAUGAAGUGGUGGGGAAAGGCACGUUCAGCACGGUUGUCCGCGCUCAUUCAACUGCCAACCUUGACGACAUUGUUGCUGUGAAGAUAGUCGAAGUUCCUACGAGCUCAAAGGAGGACGUUUCUAACUUCCGUCUGUAUAUCUGCAGAGAACUUGGCAUUUUGACUCAUCUUAAGCAUCCGUGUAUCGUCGGCCUUUUAGACUAUUCCAUAAACUUGUCAAUCACGCAGGACGAGAUUGAUCAAGCAGUAUCAGGAAACCCGUUAUCUGCCCCUAUGGGCUCUGAUAUGUAUGACUUUUACAAUAUUAAAGUCCACAACAAACAGAAUUUCAUCCUCAAUUACUGCAAGGGAGGUAAUUUGUUCCAUUGGCUUUACGACCAUCAUCGCGAGUCAAGUAAGAAGGUCGGUUUUUGGGAAGUUAUGCGUCGCAUUGUCGCUGAACUCAUAGUUUGUGUCGCCUUCUUACACACUCACGAUGUCGUACACCGUGAUCUUAAACUUGAAAAUGUUCUUCUUAAUUUUUCAGACAAGGAACUUGGAGAUCUGAAUAUCUCGCAUAAAGCUGAGCCACUUUGUACAUUAACUGAUUUUGGGCUUUCCAAGAAACUCACGCUGCCAAAUCAACUUCUUUCAACAAAAUGUGGUUCGCAAGACUAUGUUAGCCCUGAGCUUCUCAUGGGCCUUGAGUACGACGGGAAACUUCUCGACUCGUGGUCCCUCGGAGUGCUAAUAUAUGCUAUCUUGGAAGACAGACUCCCAUUCGAUGUUCCUCCACUCGAGUUUAUGUCUAACUCAGCAAUCUCCCCAUCUGUCUUGAAACGCCGGAGGAAGAGACAUAACCCGGCUCAUAGAAUUGCCAUGAUAGAUUGGGAAUGGCUUCGAAUCGCAGCGACCAUGAAAGAUGAUACCUUCCCAGAAGCAUCAAAGUUUAUCAUGAAUCAACUUGUUGCUGUUGUUGACGUCUUGCUUGUCCGUAAAGAUAGGCGGUUAACUGCCACCCAAGUACUCCAUGAUGAAAGGUUCCAAUGGAUUAAAGAACAAGUACCCUCCCAUUUCCUCGAGCAUAUCCACUAG
Candidozyma haemuli is the source of this 1683-nucleotide messenger RNA. RefSeq names its product serine/threonine protein kinase. Lineage: Eukaryota; Fungi; Ascomycota; Pichiomycetes; Serinales; Metschnikowiaceae. Gene Ontology annotation, molecular function: protein serine/threonine kinase activity; ATP binding. Gene Ontology annotation, biological process: protein phosphorylation; intracellular signal transduction. The record is from RefSeq and is a predicted model, not a curated record. Gene Ontology annotation, cellular component: cell cortex. The transcript has a single exon. Bases 1 to 1683 code for a protein of 560 amino acids.